ACGAGACCCGCCAAUCUUUUCAUCCGCAGUUCGACCAUCGCUUCCCCGUCGACCAACACACCGCAGCCAUGGCGACCGAGUUGAACGUCCAGUCCGAGCGCGCUUUCCAGAAGCAGCCUCACAUCUUCCUUAACUCGAAGACCAAGUCCAAGUCCAAGAAGGUUGGUUCCGGCCGCCGCUGGUACAAGGAUGUCGGUCUGGGUUUCCGUACCCCCAAGACCGCUAUUGAGGGCUCCUACAUCGACAAGAAGUGCCCCUUCGUCGGUCAGGUCUCCAUCCGUGGCCGUAUUCUGACCGGUCGCGUUGUCUCCACCAAGAUGCACCGUACCCUGGUCAUCCGCCGUGAAUACCUCCACUACGUCCCCAAGUACAACCGUUACGAGAAGCGCCACAAGAACCUCUCCGCCCACGUUUCCCCCGCUUUCCGUGUCGCUGAGGGUGACUGGGUUACCGUCGGCCAGUGCCGUCCCCUUUCCAAGACCGUCCGCUUCAACGUCCUGCGCGUUCUGCCCCGCACUGGCAAGGCUGUCAAGUCUUUCGCCAAGUUCUAA
Penicillium cosmopolitanum is the source of this 551-nucleotide messenger RNA. Its product is annotated as 40S ribosomal protein uS17. Lineage: Eukaryota; Fungi; Ascomycota; Eurotiomycetes; Eurotiales; Aspergillaceae. The transcript has 4 exons. Gene Ontology annotation, molecular function: structural constituent of ribosome. The coding region runs from base 69 to 551 and encodes 160 amino acids. The record is from RefSeq and is a predicted model, not a curated record. Gene Ontology annotation, biological process: translation. Gene Ontology annotation, cellular component: ribosome; cytosolic small ribosomal subunit.